Molecule: messenger RNA, 465 nt
Organism: Habropoda laboriosa
Lineage: Eukaryota; Metazoa; Arthropoda; Insecta; Hymenoptera; Apidae
Exons: 2
Coding region: 1-465 (154 amino acids)
Source: RefSeq, a predicted model, not a curated record
AUGACGGAUAACUGCUGCGUCUGUCCGCAAUGUCUCCAUCCAACAUGCCCGCCCCCGCACGCCGAACCUCCCUACGACGAAGUCGCGCACCAAGUCGACGAGAACCUCCUAUCCGUGAAAAUACCGAAAAGCAGAGGAAAGUUCGAGGAGGGGCAAGAGAAGCAAGAGAAGCGCAGCUUCGACUUUAAUUGCGCGGACUCGGAAGGUGAGAAAUGCAAGCCGGGCUGCACGAAGGUUCACGUGACACCGGACCAGCAUCCACCCGUGAAAAAGCCCGACGAAGAGAUGCUCUCGCUGAAGACUACAAGGCACAUUAUGCCCAAUGACGAUCUGAAGAGCAUGCUCGAAAUUGAAUUUAAGGCGCCGCGAAAUUACAUUCCUCUGCCCGAACCAGGGCCAACUCCGCCCAUAAUUGUACCGAAGCAGCGUUUUAGGAAGAAGCGCAAGGGCAAAAGGACCAAGUAA